GUUGUGUCGUCGUCGUCGCGUUGUCGAAUAGUGGAAGGUAAAGCGGGGCAAGGAAAAGGGAAGGAUCGGUGAGGGGGAAGAGAGCGACACCCGUAGCUCCGCUUUACCGCCGCAUUCUCGAGCGUUCGUCUCCGUUCGUCUCCUCGUACGGCAAGCAAGCGAGCGAAUGCACGUCGUCGUGUCGCGCGCAUACCAUUAUUUCGUGUCUCGUGUUCAACCUAGAAUACGGUUUCUCUUGUAUACGUAUCAACAGCGUACAUCUGUGCAUCGGUAUUAAUGACGCUUAGUCGUUAGUCAGUUUUCGAUGAACGUUUAUUGCUAGAGUAAGUGUGGUAAAAAUAUCUGGCGUCCGAGUAACGUGUUCUUCUUUUUCUUUGCUCCGCCUUUACGGCGCGUCGCUCACUUCGAGCGCUAGAACGCGUUUGCUAAAAUUUCGAUGCUCGAUAAUUCUCAAACUAUUGAACAUCAUUUUUCGUGGCGUUACGAUAUUAUUUAUUGUAAUUACGAUACAAAGUGAAAAGGAAACGUGAAAAACGUAAUGGGAAUAUAUUGAGUGAUUUUUCGAGAGUGAAAUUGAUUUUACAUGGUGUUUAUUUUGCGGAGACUAGCACAGUCUCUCAUAACAAAUAUGCUAUAAAACCGUUAUCGUGCAUCCAAAAAGUGCAUAAAGGAUAUAUAGAAACAGAAUAAUAGACGUGAAAAAGUGAAUGUGAGUGAUACGUUAAUACGUUGUGACAACGACGACGACUCGGCGGAAUAUUCGUGGACGAAGAAAUCGACCAAAAUGAUGGGGAAGAGAACGCAGUGCUACUUGUGCGAUCUGCCUAGAAUGCCCUGGGCAAUGAUCACGGAAUUUUCGGAACCCGUGUGCCGUGGUUGUGUGAAUUAUGAGGGUGCCGACAGAAUAGAUGCAGUAUUGGAAUCGGCUAAGCAAAUGAAAAAAGCACACGGUUUCCAUGAAGCUAGAUCUUCUACAUCAAAAGCUUAUAGAACAUCCGGACAUACUGAACACAAUGGAGGUGCUAAUUUGGACGUUCUACCGAUACAGAAUACUGGUCAAAAUCAUUCAAGGCAUCACAAUAUUGCUAGUUAUUCGCAGCUUCAUCAUCGAAACUCCAUUACCGAAUUCAACUCGGGUACAUCAAGGCAGCAAAUCUCUCGGCAACACGAGGAAACUCAUGAGAUUGCAAAUGGCAUGAGGAGUAAUAACGUGAGAAUCCCAAACGCCCACCUAGCUGCAGUGGCGCAUCACGUGAAUCUUAGCCACAACAGAGGUAUCGCACAACUCAAACGAAGUAUUUCCACAAUCGAUGAGGAUGAGCAUGCUGAGAAAAGACUUUCGUUGGAAGAACAGCAUUCGGUCAGGCCACCAUUGACUAGAGGUGAUUCCUUACCAGCUGUAAGUCUUGCCGUCAGUUAUGUACAAGAUAGAAGCAAAGAGAAACAUCCUGUGAGAGCACCCAGCUUCGAGACCGCCACUUCAUUCAAGGCCAAUGGGGCAUACGUUGGUCCAUCUAUUCCAUUAGCACCAGCAAAUGUAGCGGCAAAUGGUGGAGGGUCUCCUCUUCGUCCACGAACUAGCCCUCCACCACCGCCGCCACCAACACAAGAAACAACUAAUGAUAAUCCACAGACGAAUCAUCACCAGGGUACAACAAACGGCCCAUCUCCAAUGGCCGCGCUCAUGUCUGUUGCUGAUAAUUUAGCAUCACCAGAAUCAGUGCCACAACCACCAAAUAACCCAAGUCCAACUAGCAGAAGCCCACCGACUACGGCUACAAACGCUCAACAACGCAGUGCCUCCAGAGGGUCGCAGCAUAGCCCGAAUAGUUCAGCAUCGUCGGGUAGGAGGUCCAGCGGUUCAAGACACGUAUCGUCAACGACUGUAACAACAUCAUCAGAGGGAGCAGUUGCUCAGGUUGCUGGUGCCGAACAAGUCUCAGCACCAAUAUUAAAAUGCACGUUGUGUCAAGAACGCCUCGAGGACACGCAUUUCGUUCAGUGUCCCAGCGUACCGCAUCACAAAUUUUGUUUCCCAUGCAGCCGAGAGAGCAUAAAGAGACAGGGCGCUGGAUCAGAGGUUUAUUGCCCAAGUGGCGAAAAGUGUCCACUGGCGAACAGCCAAGUGCCAUGGGCGUUCAUGCAAGGCGAGAUAGCCACUAUCUUGGGCGACGAUACCACCGGUUCUGGGCUUAAAGUAAAGAAAGAAAGGGAAACUUAAAGAUUCUCACACGUUGUUUUAAAACGGGGCUCAAAUUUUGCACCCUCUUUGACGAGGGUUAAUUAUGGUGGAACCGUGAAGGUUUAACCAAAAAAAAAAAAAAAAAUACUUUUUGGUAAAGGUGAUAAAUGUUGGCGGCGAAUAUUGCCAACGUUAUUCGACUCGAGCCAAAGACGUUGUCGGUGCAAAUUGGAAUUAAUAAACGAAGAUGUUGUUGACGUUGUUGUCGGGGAAAGUGGACGAUUUUUUUUCCAGCGAUUUGUUUCGCUGUGAAUGUUCUCUCUUCGCCGAGGCAAUAACAGACUGUUUCGAUCGAUCGAUCGAUCGAUCAAUCGUUCGUUCGUUCGAUCAAUUGUUUUUCGACUGGUUCUGAGAAGAAGUCUUUGGCAUUUUUUUGACAAACUGGCGUCGGUUCUGCAUACGUGUAUAUAUCGUGGGAUUAUCGUAGGACGGUUAAUGCGCGAAGAAGUAAAAAAAAAAAAAAAAAAAAAAAAAAAAAAUAAUAAUACGUGGUUUCUAUCGAAUAUAUACGAAUUAUACGUAGAAGAAAUCACGGGAGAGAUUUUGUGUCCGGUUUGGGUUUGUACUUAGGCUCGAUCGCCUUUCUUUAUUGUUUCUUGUGUCGCGAUAUUUUCGCGUUUUUUGAAGUACAACAACAACACACAAAGGACCUACACUGUACACACACACACACGCACACACACACAAUGUAUACACGCAUGAUUUGUUGCGUACACGCAUACACAAAUUACUAAACACACGAAUAUACAUGUACACGUAAGACACGUAACACGAUACUGUUAAAAAUUAGGCGGUUGUAUUGUACUUUAUUUUUUAUUCACGCUAUACCGUGAUCGCGGAUUAACCGGAGUCGGAAAUAUCGUGCUUCGGUAUUCUAAAGUCCGUCGAGAAAAUCUCUGGACGGAUAUCCUUUUCUAAUCUUUCAUUUGUAUACUCUUUCUACUAUUACCACACACUCGUUGUAUAAUAGAAACGUAAAAAAAACAUGGCGGACAUAUUUAGACCCAGCGUAUGGGUUCUAUCUGUACAUUAUGUAUAUGUGUACAUACCACAUUAUUAAUAAAACUUAUGGACUAAAGAGGAAUAACCAUUUUUAAAUGUACAAAAAGAAAAAUUUACAUUCGUUUUGCGUGUUAUUAAAUUAUUUUUCUUUUUUUUUCUUCUUUCUUCUCGAAUUAUUAUAAAUUAAACGAAAAGUCGUACGUCUAAAAAAAAAUAUUUUGCAAAAUAUUCGAGCGAAUUUUGUUUUUGUUUUUUCUUUUCGUUCUUUCUCGUUUGCGAAAAAUUGCGAAAUCUCUUUUUAAGAUUUAAAAAAAAAAAAGAAAAAAAAAAAAGGAAAAAAAAAAGGAAAAAGGAAAAAAAGAAAAAAAAAUAUACGAGAGAGGAGAGAAGGAUUUGGAAAAGGAGGGGUGGUUAUCGUUCUUAUCCAGUCAUUCGUAAUAAUAAUAAUAAAAAAAAAAAAAAUCGGUAUCCGAUUAUGUAACGUCCACUUUCGCCUUUAGUUAUUUGCUAGACUUUAAGUGAGAGGGCCUUUUGGUUUUUCAUUUUGCUGAUGAAAAAGAUGAUGCCCGUCAAAUAGGAACCAUACACUCGCUAUUGUCUCUAAAAAAACGUAAAAGAAAAGAAAAGAAAAAAAAAAGCGAUAAAAAAACGAAGAAAUGAAAAGUGAAACAAAGCGGAAAAAAGGGGAAUGGAAAGAAACGAAAUGAGAAACCGAAAAAAAAAAAAAAAAAGAAAGAAACGUAAGCAAGCAUAUAUAUAUCUUGGUAUCUAACUGGUGUCCGAGAAUAAUUUUCAUCGACGAGAGUUUUUGUCCGCUCCUCGACAUUUCUCGGGCACGAGCAUGACUCCUUUUUGUAUAUAUUUGUACAAAAUGGAUACAUAUUGGCACAAUAGACGAAGAACAGAGUGACGUGAAAUUGCGCGGGAUCGCGCGCGUUGCGUUGCUCGGGUUCUAAUCAAAGACGCUUCGUACUAAAUCGUUAGACUCUGAUUUUCCGGUGGAACUUGACGAACUCAUCGUUUCUGUUGGUCAACGGCGCUCUUUUUUCGAAUGACACAUGUUGCUUCGAUACUUCGAUUUCGAGAAUUCGAAAAUCGAAGCAGCCUGUGUGUAGAGGCUAUCUGCGUUUAGCGUAAGCAAACUUAUUGUAACGAAAUAGGAGUGCAAAAUUGAUAAAAAAUGAGUGAGAGAAUGCUGAGUGAUGAGAUAUGGUGCGAAAGAGAUUUAUUAAUCCUUUCGUGACUAUGCCCUUAGUGUUGAGAGUGUUCUUUUUUUUUUUUUUUUUAUAUAUAGAUAUAUAUAUAAGUCAAAAUAAUUAAAAAUUUUGUGAUACGAAAGGAAAUAUGUGUACGAAUAUUUAAGUACAGUUGAUGGAAGUAUUGUAACGAGAUCAUCAAAUUUGAUUAGAUAUUAAUCCUCUGUAACACUUUGUAAUUUGGAAUUCAGUAACCGUGUAUGACGUAUAAGAUAUUUCUUAUUAUAUUGUUGUAUCUUACAAAUAUAUUACAAUAAUGAUAUUAAAUAAAUUUGUUUAUAUCAUUUAUUGGUUUCAAAUUAAAAACUUGUAAUAGUUAAUUAUAUAUUUUUUUUUAUAAAUAAACAAGUUAUAGAGGGUUAAUAAUCCAAGUUCGAGUUUUGCUCAGGAUUGUAUAAUGUCAACAUAGAGUUAUUUUUUUUUUUUAAUAGUAUGUUUAAAAAAAUUUUGUACAUAUAGUUUAGAAAACAGGUUCUAUAAAUACGUUAUUUUUAAUAUAUACAUAGAAUAAUACAUGUAUGUAAAAAUUACAAUUCUGCAAUGCUGCUGCAUCUACAUAUAAUUUCGUAAUUCUAAAUGGCAACUGUAUGGCUUUUUUUAUGAAAAUAAGUGAAAGUAUAGUUAGAUAGAAGUUGAGAAACAAUUAAUGUAACAUCUGGAACUUGUUAGAUUAUCUUUUCAUACCAGAAAUUUAUUAUAAAGCAUAAGUAAGUAAAAAAGCUAUCAUUUUCUUUUUUUUUUUAGAAAUAUUUAAAAUAAAUUUAAAAUUAAAAAUUAAUAUACAGAGCCCAAUUUAAUGUUCCAGAAAUUCUGGAUGCCGACCAAUUUUGCCUUAUGAUACUGAGUCAUAACAGUCGUUCAUAUAGAUUAUCACUUAAGAGAGUUAUUAUUUUAUGCAAUAUAAAUACAAGAAGGUUAAAGUGUUAGUUUUAAUUCAAUGUUAAUUACUUUAGAUAUCACUAUUAGAUAUCAUCAAAUUAAAGACAAUGUUUCAAUAUUUUGCAUCUGCCAAGGUUUUAUAGCAGUAAAUGACUUAUGCUCGCUUAAAUAUGUAUUAAAAAGAUGGCAAGGCAAGAGGUUAAUAUUUUAAUCUUUAACUUUAAACCAGAACGGAAGAAUUCCAUUUAUCUGAAUGCGUCGCAUGGACAAAUAAGUUCACAUAAAUGGAGUUCACUUAUCAUAAAUACAGGUUCUCGUUAUCUACAAUUUUUAUCUAUAAACAACAAUAAAAAAAAAAUUCAUCGUUUGGAUAAAUGCAAUUAAUAGGAUUUCAGUUAAUCGUACAUUAAUCGAAAUCUUAUUUCAAUUGGUGGAAUUCGGAAAUAAAUAAAAUUACUACUGUAUAAUGCUUCCAUCAACUAUACUUUGUAUAAUUAUGGUGUAAUGCAUAUAAGUGGAAAUAAAAAUAAUUCUAUUAAAAAGAAAACAUAUACGUACGAUUUAACUCUUGAAAGGCGGAUAAUUUGAUCGACUGCCUGGAUACAUUUGGACUCUCUCGUAAUAACAAUAUAUGUAUUUUAAAUAAUUUUUAUUAUAUUUUGCUUUCCGUAAAUUAAACGAUUAUUAUUCAUCACGUUGUUAAUCGAAAGAAGGAAACCUUAAAUGCGCCCAAAGGUAUCGAAGGCAACGCCUUGACGAGGGUUAAGUUAAAUGAUCCGAUAUCUAGGGGAGUGUGAUGAAAGGAUUAAUAGAAACGAAAAAAAAAAGAAAAAAAAAAUAAUAAAAAAAUAAAAGGAAACAAAAAAAAAAGAAACGAAGAAUGCAAAUAAAAAAAGAACGAGAGGAAAGGAAAAGAGGGCCAAGAAAUUGAAAAGAGCACAAUUGAUCGUAGCAAUACUACAGAGGCUGUACAUGAUAUUUUUUAGUCCGAGGUAGGUAGAUCCCUCUACCUUCGAGGUUGAAUCGAGGCACUCGAUCAAAAGGGAAACUUAACAAUUUAUAAUCCAUCGUUGAAAAAUAAUAAUAAUGGAAAAAAGAUUCAUAGAGAAACAAAGAGAACGAGAAAGCGGAUAAAAGAAAACGAAAAAAAAACAAAAAAAAAAAAAACAAAAAUAAUAUAAAAGGAAAGACAAUUGUCAAAGUUAAGUUCUUCAAGCAGAAACAACUCCUAUUGUUGUGUUUUCGUUCGUUUCUCCUCGUAUUGCGCGAUUUUGCGAAACCGUGUAUAUUUCUCUCUUUCUGUCCGAUUGCGAUUUCCUUUUUUUUCCCCUCCACGUUUACAUCGCUGAAAAUCGAUUUUGUCAUGAGCUAUUCAAGAGGGCCUUCACCCUCUCGACGUAUCGGUACACAAACGUGUUGUAUACACCUAUUGGUCGUCGAAUUCGGUCGCUUUUCGAUCGUUUUUUUUUUGCUCCUUCUACUGUCCGUUUUGCUGUAUUUUGUAUUGUUCGUGCGCGAUCGUUUUUUUUAAACGCUUGCUCAAUUCCCGAUAGUAUUUUUUUUGGACGGCGUUUUACGAAAUAAGAGGAAAAAAGACGACGGAAAAGGCGCUGUUACGUAUUUCAAGCGAAUAUGAUAGAUCGAAGAUUUUCCCUCUUUUCUUUUUAUUUUUAUCUUAUUUAAAAUGUCGUCCAGAUGAGAGAAUUUGCAAAUGCACAAAGGAAACGAUGUUUCGUUGAAGCAACAAUAAUGAUAAUAAUGAUGACUGUUACGUUAUUCUUCGAUAAUUAUAUAGCGUUUAAAAAUCGUCCUUUUGCGUAUCGCGUUUCACGUUCCACAAUUUCAUUGUUGACGACUAGAAAAAAAAAAAAAAGAUCUAAUUUUUUUAUCAGAGACAUUUGUCUAUUUUUCGUUGUUCUAAAAAAACGCAGCACUAAGAACGCGCAAUCUUUUAUUCCCAAGAAGAAGAAAAGAAAAAAUAUAUAUAUAUAUGUACGAAUCUUUUCGAAGCAGAGUGUGUUUUUCAACUGUACCGUUUGUUCAUUCCGUGUUUGAUUUUUUUCUCUCUCUCUUUUUUUUUGUAUCAAUUUUAUCUUUCACGAUAGAUCUACACAAACAGAAGUAUACAGGAAAGCGGAAGUAACGAAAUAAUACGUCGAAUAGCAAUUGUAGUAGUGAAUAAUGAAAUUUUCUAGUAUACCAUACCUCGAGGACGCGUAAACACUGUACUGUUUAUCGUAUGUAUGCAACAUGCAAAAGCAAAAUAUAUGUGUUGAUGUGUAAUAA
Molecule: messenger RNA, 7665 nt
Organism: Apis mellifera (honey bee)
Lineage: Eukaryota; Metazoa; Arthropoda; Insecta; Hymenoptera; Apidae
Gene: Pits
Product: interferon regulatory factor 2-binding protein-like B
Exons: 5
Coding region: 785-2221 (478 amino acids)
Biological process (GO): regulation of transcription by RNA polymerase II
Cellular component (GO): nucleus
Molecular function (GO): transcription corepressor activity
Source: RefSeq, a predicted model, not a curated record